This is a messenger RNA of Symbiodinium pilosum, 343 nucleotides long. The record is from the annotation of a GenBank genome assembly. NCBI's taxonomy places the organism in Eukaryota, Dinophyceae, Suessiales, Symbiodiniaceae.
AUGGUCCUGGACGAGAAUGCCGAAGCCCUGAGACGGUCCUGGUGCCUCUUCGAGGUCUUUCAAACCUGCAAGCUGACCGCCGAGCGUGGCGAUUUUGAGGGUCUCCUGAUGUGCACUCCUUCAGGUGUGCUGCAGAAGGGAGAUGCCAGCGUGGACAUGGUUGUGGUGCUCGCGCGCACCCUUUCCAGGAUCAGGAUGGAGGAUGCCAGCGCUACGCGCAUUGAGGACAAGAUCAUGAUCGACUCGUGCGUGCAGUCCCUGCCGGGUGGCUUUGCGUCGGUCAACCGCUUCGUACGCCACUGCGUGAAGGCUGCACUAGACGAGGCACAUGGCUCCUUUGAAG